GAUAACAUUUUGUUGAAGCUGUCCUAAAGGAGUUUCCUAAGACGAAUAGUUGUGCAAAUCUCCCUCUCUCACACACACUCUCUACCUCUCUCUCUCUCUGUGUUGGGAUCAUUUCUGAGGCACUGAAAAUUGACACGCAACCCCCCCAUGUCCUCCUCCUCCGUGUGUCCCCUUUCUUUCUCUCCCACUGCUGUGGACGGUGAAGACGCUGCAAACAUCAAACCAAAUUCAGUGCUUGUGUGUGGAGGAAAAAAGAGGAAUGGAGUGAUUGCUGCAGGAAGGGAGGGAGGAAGACAAAGAGUGUGAGGAGGAAGGAUAGACUGCCUCCAUGUCCCUUAAGUGAGUCUGCGUUCAGUGUCACAAGAGCUGAAGACUCCUUGAUUUCUCCUUUUGGGAUUGACACUGUAUUUCUUCAGCGGACUGACCUCGUGUUUGACCCUCAACAUUGGGAUGUUUUAUCUGUCAUUUUUCCUCCUAAGAUGCUGGAUAUUAAAAGCCUCUGCAGGGCAACAAGUGGCUCUCACUGGAGCUUUGCUUACUGCUGACAGCUGAUGUAGAGUCGGGUAUUUCCAGCACUGACACUUCACACUGCAGUGUCACUCUCUGUGCUCUGUACAGUGUCAUGCAAAACAUACCCGACACUUGCUCAACACUCGGGGAAAUACAAAUAAAACUGCAACUCUGUGAAGUUCACCUGUGAAGGAGCACAAGUACUGACAGACUGAAAGAGAUUUCAUGAACUUCACCCACACUUUUGUUGUUGAUUCGCUCACAGCUGCAGAAUUUUGAGCCUGGAUUUCCAAACGAGGCAAAUAAACAAACAAACAUUGGAUGGAAGAAGCUCAGUGACAACAGACUAAAAGCAGAUGGAGAGGAAAUUAAGUACUCAGGAGGAGGUGAAGUUUGGUGGAGCAGCCAUGUCCCUGCCCACAGACCUGAGCUACCUUCAGGACAGUGGGGGAGCUGAUCGAGAGGCGGCGCUGGCGACGCUGGAGAAACAGCUGAUCUGUCCAAUCUGCCUGGAGCUGUUCAACAAGCCUGUGGUCAUCCUUCCCUGUCAACACAAUCUGUGCAGGAAGUGUGCCAACGAGCUCUACCAGCCCUCACUAUUCCAGGCUCGGACCACCAUGAUGGUGAGCAGUGGUCGUUUCCGAUGUCCGUCCUGCAGACAUGAAGUGGUGCUGGAUCGCCACGGCGUCUACGGCCUUCAGCGAAACCUGCUGGUGGAGAACAUCAUUGACAUCUACAAACAGGAAGUCAGCAGCAGUAACAAUGCGAGCCCCCUCCCUCUUCCUCCACCUCCUGCUCAUCUGACGUGUUCAGACCAUGAAGGCGAGAAGGUGAACAUCUACUGUAUCACCUGUCAGGUUCCCACCUGUUCUCUCUGUAAAGUGUUCGGGGCUCAUCAGUCCUGUCAGGUGGCUCCACUGACAGACAUCUACCAGCAGCAGAAGGAUGCGUUGAACAAAGAAGUUAGUUCUGUGGCGGCAAACAACGAUAAAAUCCAAACUUUGAUCAACGAGCUGGAGGAGACCAUCAAAAAAAUAGAGGAGAACUCCAAGUCUCAGAAACAGAGUGUGUGUGAUCAGUUCAACCACAUGAUGUCUAUCCUGGGAGAGAGACACAAGGUGAUGGCCCAGCAGAUCACCGCUGAGCAGGAGGAGAAGACAGGUCACACUCAGGCCUUGAUGCGUUGUUAUGGAGACAGUGUGGAGACCAAUGCAAAAUUGAUGGAGAAAGCAGUAAGCAGCAUGGAGGAGUUAGACAUGGCUGAUUUGAUCCAGAAUUCUGGGGAGCUCAUCAAAAAAGUGACUGCUGCGACCAGCUCCUGCCCGACUGAAAAGCUGAAUCCAGGUUAUGAGAAUCUGGGUCCCUACGUAUUUAAUUUCAGCAGACAGGAGAGAGCUCUGAAGAGCAUUGACUUUCCUAAAGUUGUGGAGGAGGUUUCUGAAGAACCAGAACCAGUGGAAUCAGAGCCAGAACCCUCUGCCCACAACACUGAACCAGAGCGCCACCAGGAAAGCUCCACGCACAACCUGGGAUCUGAAGCAGAACCUGUUACAGAGACAAUCCCAGCAGUGGUAUCACCACCGGAGGAACCACCUCCAGCCCAGAGUCCACCUGCUCCACAACUCCUCAGAGACUCUGUGGACCCUGCAGGGGCAGGUCUGCAGCCACAGACCGAAGGAGCAGACGUGAACGAUGAAGAAUCAGAUCAGAUUGCGGAGGAUGACAAGGACAAGGACGAGGAUGUGGAGGAGGACGAGGAGGAGGAGGAGGAGGAGGAGGAGGAGGAGGAGCAGGAGAGAAACGAUUUGGCAGAUGGAUGUGACGUUCCGUACCCUGUCAAAGAGGCAAACAUUUGUGAACAGCAGGAGGGAAUGAGCACCCAACAGGCUGUCACUUUGUUCUUCUACCUGUUGGCCUUCCUGGUCAUCCUGCAGAGGGUGUGGGCUUACAUCGGCUGCUUCAUUUGCACCUAACACCAGCAGGAUACACCUCCAUCCUCACUGCUGCACAGCUCAGUCAGAGACUGAGACUAGGUGCACCCCCCUCUCUUCCUCCUCCUCUUCUUCAUCCUCCUUCCACCCCAAUGAGGCUCCUCAUCGACCCAGAUUCUGCUUCUCCUGGUUAAACCCCCUCAACAAGAAGUAGAGGAAAGAGAGUCGAGCCGGGAGAUGAAGUUUUGCCGACGUCAUGAAGAGGCAUUUCAGUUUUUAGUGAGCCCAGUGUUGCUCUGAGACUGAAAACAUAUACUUGGAUAAAUCUCUCUGUGAGUUUCUGUUCUUUUAUCAUCACAGGUUUGAUCUAAAUAUUUGUCCAGUAUAAAAUACAUGAGCACAUCUAUGUUGUGUGGGCAAAAUGGAAGAAUUUAGCAGUUUCUUUAGCAGAAUAGAAAUGCUAAAGUGGAGGAGACGUAAUAAUUUUUAUAGUAUAGAACUUGUAACAACAGUAUUGCAAACAGUGCAAAUAAAAAAGUAAAAUGAAGCAGCAAGUUUUGUGCAAUAUUAGCAAUAGUAAAAGUAAAAUAAUGAGUUUUACAUACAGAGGCAGCAAUAGAGUACAGUUGGUUCUGUGCUGACCAGAAUGUGUUAUUUUCUGCAGCAUUUUAACAUCAAGAAUAAUAAUUUUCUUAAUAUUUUACUAAGUAAUAUCAACAAUCUUGUUGUGAUUGACUGUGAGAAACAAUAACUUGUAUCUAUUUAGAAAUAAGCACAAGAAAUUAUUUCAAUCAGAGGCGAUUAAAUGUCGGUAAACAGCAUUUUAUUGCUGAUGUGUUCCACAGUCACAGUCAGUCACAUCAGAAAAGAGAUUUUUGAAACAGUGAGAAGCAGUUUGAAGUGGUGAUGUUGGACAACAGAUUUAUGGCAUGCUUUGUUACCACAAAUGCUUUUCUUUUCCCUUUUACUGAAAGAUCUGUUUACACUGCAGGAGCUCUCUGUGUGUGAGAGAGAGAUAAAGCACUUUUUAUGUGAUGCAGGGCACAGUCAGUGAUUUUAUUUGAUAUAUCAUUAGAUUAAAUAAAUUUGACUGAA
This is a messenger RNA of Solea solea (common sole), 3536 nucleotides long. It is a transcript of the gene trim101, whose product is annotated as tripartite motif containing 101. The record is from RefSeq and is a predicted model, not a curated record. The transcript has 12 exons. Gene Ontology annotation, molecular function: zinc ion binding. NCBI's taxonomy places the organism in Eukaryota, Metazoa, Chordata, Actinopteri, Pleuronectiformes, Soleidae. Bases 867 to 2483 code for a protein of 538 amino acids.